AUCAAACUUGUACUGCCGCACAGCGACCCUUCCGACGACCACGAGACGACUCGGAGAGGGAGAGCGAGAGAUGUGCACGCUAGAGAAGCGCGGCCGGGUGUACCUCCUCACCCUGACUGGCGACGGCGAGCACCGCCUAAAUCCUACCCUCCUCAACGCCAUCCGCUCCGCCCUUGCCCGGGUCCGCUCGGACUCCGCCCGUGCCGGCGGCGGAUCGGCUCUCGUGACCGCCGCCGAGGGCAAAUACUUCUCCAACGGAUUCGACCUAGCCUGGGCCAAAUCCUCCCCGGCCAACAGGACCACGAUCAUGACCUCUGCCUUUCAACACGUCGUCGCGGAUCUGAUGACCCUCCCCAUGCCGACGAUCGCCGCCGUGACCGGCCACGCCUCCGCCGCCGGCUUUGCCCUGGCGCUGAUCCACGACUAUGUGGUGAUGAGGAGAGACCGGGGGUUCCUGUACAUGAGCGAGCUCGACAUCGAGAUCCCGAUCGCGGAGUUUGUUAUGGCUCUGUUUCGGUCCAAGAUCGCGGAUCCGAGGGUCCGGCGGGAUGUGCUGCUGCGGGCGCCCAAGAUCACGGCAGCGGAGGCAGAACGGAAGGGGAUCAUCGAGCGGGCGGUCGGCGGAGCGGCGGAAGCGGUGGAGACGGCGGUGCGAAUGGGGGAGGAGCUGGCGGAAAAGAAUUGGAACGGGGAGGUGUAUGCGUCCAUCCGGAAUGCGGCGUUCCCGGAGGUGUGCAGGGCGCUGGAAUUGGCUGAGGAGGGCGACGAGGAGACGAAAAGGUUGGCGUCAAAGCUUUGAAUUGAAUCCCCUGAUUAGGAAAAAGUUAGAUUGCACUUAUCACGAUUAGAUUCAAAUAUUAUGUGUUAAGCAUAUCAUAUUAUGGUUUCAACGCUUCUCUAAGUACUAUCCUGAUGACUUUAGGAAGAUGUCGAUGACAACUUUUGGCUGCUUUUUUUUUCCUCUUUCAAAACUUGGGUUUUUAUAUAUUUUUAGUUCUAUCUUAUAUGGGUUUAUUUUUCA
Molecule: messenger RNA, 1021 nt
Organism: Phoenix dactylifera (date palm)
Lineage: Eukaryota; Viridiplantae; Streptophyta; Magnoliopsida; Arecales; Arecaceae
Product: enoyl-CoA delta isomerase 1, peroxisomal
Biological process (GO): fatty acid beta-oxidation
Cellular component (GO): peroxisome
Molecular function (GO): delta(3)-delta(2)-enoyl-CoA isomerase activity
Source: RefSeq, a predicted model, not a curated record